Messenger RNA from Panicum hallii, 735 nucleotides. Its product is annotated as ryanodine receptor 1-like. Bases 97 to 549 code for a protein of 150 amino acids. The transcript has 2 exons. The record is from RefSeq and is a predicted model, not a curated record. NCBI's taxonomy places the organism in Eukaryota, Viridiplantae, Streptophyta, Magnoliopsida, Poales, Poaceae.
CAACAGCAACGGAUAAGGCAGGCGAACGCUGCUGGCACGACGCGCUGCGCUGCGAGCGGAAGCCUCCCCGCAGCCGACCGAGCCCCACUCCGCCCCAUGGCGCGGGGCCUCGUCGCUGCUCUCUCUCUGCCGGCGCGUCUCGGCGCCAUUGCCCCGCCGUCCUGUACCGUCCGGGCCUCCGCGCGGCCGGUGGGAGGGCGCGGGCGGCGGCGGCGGGGCCUGAUGGUCGUGCGGGCGGGCGGGCCGCCGAGCACCAACGCGCUCAUCCUGGCCUUGGUGCUGCCGCUCUCCCUCUUCGUCGGCACCCUCGUCACCGCCGCCCGCGUCGCCGACGACCUCGACGAGCGCUUCCUGCGGGAGAUGGAGAUCAACAAAGCGAUACUGGAGGAGAACGAGGCAUCAGAUGAAGACGAUGGCACAGAGUAUGACGAAGAGGAAGGGGAGGAAGAAGAGGAGGAGCACGCCCCGGUGGAGGAAAAGGAGGCCGUUGUUGUUGGUGCUGCAUCAGCCGCUACGCGCACCAGGAACAGGCCGAGAAGACAAGUAUGACAAGAUCCCAGGAUUAGCUGUGGGAUUUUCCCCUGUUAGUUCCCAAGUCUGGCGAUCGACUCUCUUGGGGAAGAAAAAAAUGCUUGCAGAGCACGCAUGUUAUAGCCAAAGCUGCAGUGUAGUCCUUUGAAGUAACUUGUCCUAUAUAGUAUGCUUGAUUCGUUCGGUGAUACUGCUCAUUAUACA